UUUAUCAACGUUCAUUAUUACUGUCGUCGCUUUUUUAUUUUUUCGCUCAUAAUGGUGUUCGUAAAUACGUAUUUGUUGAGGACUAUCGACAUCAUGUUGUAAAAUCUAAGGUUUUUUUUAAUCGAGAUGUCAAUCAAAGUGUGCGUGCAUCAAAAGAUGCGUCAUUGUUUAAGUUUGUUUUUAUUUAAAUACUCGACUUUGUAUUAUUGCGUGAUGUCCGUUAAAUAUUUAUAACGUAGCAAUUUCGUUUUUUCUUAAUGGUGCAUGUUGUUGGUUUUGUUUUGUGAUUGAGUAAUCUUUUGGUGAUAUUUUUUGAAAGAAACAUGUAAUGUGCGCAUUAAAAGGUGGAAAAAAACGAGUUGUAUUCCUUUUUACACAGUCACAACUACAAAUAAUAUUAUCAACAUUGAUAAAGAAAAUGCUGCACCUACGCCAAUUCGGAUUACGAUUAUAUAGCACAUCCGCUGCAACUUCAACCACUAAAGCAGGAAAACUUUUAGAUUCUAUUAUAAGAGUAAAUCAUGCUGGAGAGUUGGCAGCUGAUAGAAUAUAUGCAGGGCAAAUGGCUAUUUUGGGCAAUACUCCAAAGGGUCCAAUGAUUCAGCAUAUGUGGGAUCAAGAGAAAAAACAUCGUGCCAAAUUUGAAGAAUUAAUUCGAAAGUAUCGUGCGCGACCCACUGUAUUUGUACCUGUUUGGAAUAUAGCUGGAUUUCUUCUUGGUGCUGGAACAGCGUUAAUGGGAGAGAAAGCAGCUAUGGCGUGUACCGUAGCUGUCGAAACUGUCAUUGUAGAGCAUUAUAAUGAUCAAUUACGUAACUUAAUGGAAACUGGUGAAGUCGUAGACAAAGAAUUAUUAGAUACGAUUAAAACUUUUCGCGAUGAAGAACAAGAGCAUCACGAUACGGGAUUAGAGCAUGGAGCGGAACAAGCUCCUUUUUAUGCAACUCUCACAGAUAUAAUAAAGUUUGGCUGUAAAACUGCAAUUACUAUUUCUAAAGUAGUGUAAAUUAUGUUAAUUUCAAUGGUAGUUUAUGUAUAUGUAUGUAGAAGUCAUUUGUUACUCGUUUAAUAUCGCAUGACAUAUAUUAAAUAAAUAUUUUUUGUUAAUAGUUAUUAUUUAAAAAAGUUUGUAUAAAUUUGCGUACCCCCUUCGCAGUAAGGUCCUUGAAAUCCAGGAGGGCACGAACAUACGCCGGGAGCAGUACAGUUGCCACCAUUCAUACAAUUUGGAUAACAGAGUGCUUUUUUACAAUGAGGUGGACCCAAAUAACCGUCGGGGCAAGGCCCAGGAUUUGGCUCUAAAAUUUAAAACAAAAGAGAUCUGUGAUUUUUCUUUUUCUAAUUUCUUCUCUCUUUUUUUUUUUUAUAAAUUAUUUUUCAAAGUUUCAAUUAAAAUCAUAAGUAAAUUAGUAAAGAACGAAAAUGAAAAGAACAAUGAAUCGUAUUUGUUCAUUUGAUGAGAGACUAUUUAUUUUGAUAUAUAACAAAUAAAAGUAGGUAUGUAAAUUAAGGAAUAACGUAGCAAACAUUGAAUAUACUUACCGCGUAAGUUGCAUUCUUUUCUUAAACUAAGAUGAAGCGGUGUUCCGUUCAAUGGUUUACCUUUCCGUGUUUCAAUCAUUAAACCAAUUCCAAAUUGUGCUACUCCUGAAUUAUUUCCAGUACAAGGUAAUAAAACGCUAAAUUCUAUAAUACAAAAGAAAAAGAAAAUAAUUAUUUAAAAAGAUAGAGAGCUAAUUUUAUAAUAAACUUCGUAAACAUGGAUCGUGAUCUUUACCCUUUGCUCUUUUCGGUACUCGUCCUUGGGUUUUAAUCGUGAUCGAUGGAGUUUUGAGAAUUGAUUCAUCAAAAGAUUUCAGUCGAUAAAAGUUAUAAUAAUAUUUUUUUACACCAGAUUUCCAUGUAAAGUUUACGUACGAUACUUCGCUAGGAAUAAUCGGCAGCUUAUUUUCAAAUUCUGGAUCCAAAAGAUAUGAUAAAACAAUGCCCUCCGAAAUAACAUAGAUCUCCAUUUCAACACCUAAUAAAAAUAAUAUCGAUUGUUUGUAAGAAUUUAUAAAACAAUAUACAUUUUAUAAUAACACGAUAGAAAAAAAAAAAAAAAAUAGAUCCGAGAAAGGAUCGAUACCAUGAUGUUCUGUAUAGGCAUUGAAAUCACUGAUCCAAUGGUAAAACACAUAAUAUAUCGCGUAAUGAUAUAACGAGUGAUUGUAAUGUAUUUAAUAUAAUAUAUUAAUAACAUUAUCAACGACAAAGA
Molecule: messenger RNA, 2257 nt
Organism: Vespula pensylvanica (western yellowjacket)
Lineage: Eukaryota; Metazoa; Arthropoda; Insecta; Hymenoptera; Vespidae
Gene: Coq7
Product: 5-demethoxyubiquinone hydroxylase, mitochondrial
Exons: 3
Coding region: 329-1006 (225 amino acids)
Biological process (GO): ubiquinone biosynthetic process; regulation of reactive oxygen species metabolic process; determination of adult lifespan
Cellular component (GO): mitochondrial inner membrane; nucleus
Molecular function (GO): 3-demethoxyubiquinol 3-hydroxylase activity
Source: RefSeq, a predicted model, not a curated record